Venturia canescens is the source of this 2212-nucleotide messenger RNA. It is a transcript of the gene Pdss2, whose product is annotated as Decaprenyl diphosphate synthase subunit 2. The record is from RefSeq and is a predicted model, not a curated record. Gene Ontology annotation, biological process: ubiquinone biosynthetic process; isoprenoid biosynthetic process. Gene Ontology annotation, cellular component: transferase complex; mitochondrion. Bases 302 to 1546 code for a protein of 414 amino acids. Gene Ontology annotation, molecular function: prenyltransferase activity. The transcript has 6 exons. NCBI's taxonomy places the organism in Eukaryota, Metazoa, Arthropoda, Insecta, Hymenoptera, Ichneumonidae.
GAGAGAGAGAGAUGGAUUAGCGAUGGAGGCAAGUGCGGAGGACACGCGUGAAGCGUGAAUGUAAUCUCUACGCUCCGUCACGUCGUUACGGUAGAUACGAAGGGGGUUAUACACACCAGGGAAAUUCAGGUCAGAGGUGAAAGUUUUUAUUAAGUCGUACGUUGGGACAAAAUACCUGUUGAACAUGUAAGCAUACGUGAAACGUUUUGAGAGCACAAGAACUGCGUCGUGUCUUCGUCGUUCAACGAAUUCGUACACGAAAUUUGAAAGAAUAAAAAAAAAAGGAAAAGGAAAAAACAGCAUGUCUGUAAACAAGUCACUUUUGGCGAUGUUACGAAAAAGCAACGGAAUGUCUUCGUUGUUGUGCGACAGGUAUAAUGUUCUGUGCAUCGAAAAUCGUGCUCCAACGUCACCUCGUAGACGAAUCUUUUGCGAGGACGCGAAAAAUUAUGGGACUAAAGUGGCUGCUAAUCAAAAACCCGAUUGGAAUCGUGCGGUCUCCGAAGCUGAAAAAAUUGUCGGUUAUCCUACGUCUUUUUUAAGCUUACGAUGGUUACUCAGCGAUGAAAUCGCCAAUGUUGCUCUUCAUCUCAGAAAACUCGUUGGAUCCAAUCAUCCACUGCUCAAAACUGCCAAAAGCUUAAUUUACAAUGGAAGAAAUAAUAUGCAAGCUUGGGGUCUUAUAGUAUUACUGAUAUCAAAAGCUGCCGGACAUCUGCACGUCGAUGAUAUGGAAGAGGACAAGGCUGCUGGAGUAUUGCACAGCCAAAGAGCAUUGGCAGAAGUGACGGAAAUGAUUAGAACUAGUCACUUGGUUCAUAAAGGUUUGGUCAACAUACAACCUGGUGUUUACCCUGAGGCUUCCGAACUAAAUGACAUGACUUUUGGUAACAAAAUUGCUCUUCUUAGUGGUGAUUAUUUGCUAAGUAACAGCAGCGCAGAGCUCGCCAACUUAAGGAACCAGGAUGUGGUAGAGUUAAUGUCUAGCGCUGUUAGGGACUUGGCAGAAGCAGAAUUCGUAGGUCGAAGGGAUAGUCAAAAUAAUCCACUUCCGGCAGAACCGCCACAGGACCGAACUGGUUAUGCAGUUAGAGAAUGGACCCUCCAAAAUGUUUUGAGUGCAGGUGCAUUAUUAGGCAAAUCUUGUCAAGGAACAUUGACAUUGGCGGGACACAACGAAGAUAUUCAAGCACAGGGGUACAAAUUUGGCAAACAUUUGGCUCUGGCAUGGCAGGCUUGUUUGGACCUCAGUCCGUUCAUCAGCAGAGACGCUGGAACGCCUUUCAAUCUGUGCUCAGCUCCAGUCAUGUUUCACAUCGAGUAUAAUCGCUCUAUUUUGACAGAAAUAGAUAAAGGCCUUGAAUCCGUCGCAAAUGUGGAUUACGACAAGGUUUACGAAAUCGUAACAAAAGGGCCUGGAAUCGAGCAGACAAAAGAGUUACAAAAAGAACAUUCGCAAAAAGCGAUGCAAGUCCUGAGUGUAUUCCAGGAGAGCGACGCGAGAACAGCUCUCGCUAAUAUAAUCGAGGCGAUGGGAGAUUUUUAGCAAAAGUUUAAAGGGGAUAGGCUGAUGUGAGUAAAUAGAAUGGGAAAAAAAUAAUUAAAAUGAUGCACAAAUCAGUUUGACGCAAGAGCGUCAAAUUUGCAUUCGUUGAAUAUAUCAAACGUAUCUUGGGUCAAUUGUUCAAGAUACAUUGAAGUAAUGGUGAUGACGUAUGAAACAAUGUCGAUGGGCUGAUGUAUAUUUUUUUUAUCAAUGGAACGGAGUUGUAUGUUGUGGUGGAAGACUGGGAUACUCACAAUCAGACUUAGGCACCAUUCUAAUGAAAAAAUAUUCAAAAUACUCGUUUUCAGCGAAAUAUAACAAAACAAACAGAUUUAAAAAAAAUUAUUUAUCAUCAUGGAGGACGAUUGAAAAUAAUUUUUGAUCCAUAAAAUUUGCAAUUUUGAUGGUCGCACAAAAUAUAUUUACAUUGUGGACAAAUCAUUUUCAAAUAAUUAUUUACGAAAUGUUUGUUUUUUGCGAAGCAAGGAAAAAUUGACAAUGGAAAGUUUUUUGUGCUUUUUUGCUUAUUAUAUACUUGUUGAUGCCAAAAAUGAUUGGAUCUUACGUUGUAAUAACUUUGUAUCAAAUCAGACUUUGAUACCGAUUUACAAAAAUGUAAAUGAGACUUUGUGCUUUGUUUUAUAAAACAGUGAAAGAUUUUCUAAA